AAGUGUUUACAUUUUUUUUUUUACUGUGAAAACCUAGAACAUAAGCUUACGUACAAUAUUUAACUGAAGCAGACAUGAAUAACCAAAAUACGUAUUUGGACGACUUUGCGGCCCGCUGGCGCGGUAACCAUCCGGAUGACAAGUAUCUGCCGCCAUUUGUGGGCGGCCCCGUGGACGAGAUAUAUCAGCAGGAGCUGAUACGACGCGACAUCCGAGAGUCGCAGCAGGCUCGUCAGGAUUGGGACAACGAGCAACAGACAUUGGGCAUGGUCGGCGAUAGCCUGCCCCCGACUUCGCAUGCUGGCCGAGCAUUUGGCAAAAGCAUCACUCCUUUGCAGCAAAUGGAAAGCCAGUUUUGGGUUGCCAUAGGCGAGUAUCCGUACGAACGCGCCUAUGCCGUGUAUCAGUUCUUUAGCGACAUCGGACAAUGCUCGGAUAGGUACUUCAAGAGACCCAACGUUAUUUAUCUGAAAUACUGCAAGGCUCUGCACAGCGAGACUGCUCUGAGCUACAAUGCCCAAAAGGUUGGCUAUGGCGCUGAUAUACCCGUCAAGGUGUGGAAGGAAACUCCGUCCCCGGAGAUUCUCGAAGUCAAGAGAACAAUCUCCAACAGUCAGAAUAUGGGAAGCCAACAAUCGUAUGUAAUUAAUAGUGAGCCGGUGGAAAAAAAUGAAGCUAUCCACGAUCAGUUUCAGUUUCAGGCAAUAAUUCCCAAAGCCGCCCCCAAAAACCACACAAUUUAUCAAUGGAUCAAGGAUAAGAUCUCAUACAUGUUCUACUUUUAAGUGAGCUUAAAAAAUGACUGGAGGAUAGACAUAGGAUAUUGACAGAAUGGGAUUCGAAACAUCAAAUUAAAAUCAAAAUCAGUCGUACGUGGACACAAUUAGACGAAUACCUGGACUAUACAUAACAGCUGAGAUCGGAAGGAAGAUGAGAUCGUUCCGAAACAUUCAAAAGCAACCCCGUAUAUCGCAGUUUUUUUCAAUCUUUUGGAAUAAAUGUUUUUUCUAUUCUUUUGGUUUCGUAGUUCAAAGCUUGUUUGUUUCCAAAUAUUGUAUUAUUAAAAAUUACACUUAUAACUAAUGGGA
Molecule: messenger RNA, 1088 nt
Organism: Scaptodrosophila lebanonensis
Lineage: Eukaryota; Metazoa; Arthropoda; Insecta; Diptera; Drosophilidae
Exons: 2
Coding region: 75-785 (236 amino acids)
Source: RefSeq, a predicted model, not a curated record